AACAGAAACAGAAACAGCAAACCGAAGCUGAGUCCAACUACCGAAAGACAAUGCUAAGAUUUGGACAACAACUAAUGCUACUGGCGAUGGCCUGUUUGGCCCUGCAGACGGCCCACGGAUGGCUUUUGAAACUGCCCAAGCUGGAGGAUGUGCUGGCGGCCAAGGAGGAGAAGGACGAGGCCAUGCUGGACUGGUUCGAGGGCAAAAAGCAGAAGGAGUUGCUCAAGAAGCUGGAUAUCCUCAAUUUGUUCACCGAAAAGGAGGAGGCCAAGCUCGAGAAGAAGGAGAACGAGUGGGAGAAGUUCAAGCAGUGGUUCGACGAGAAGAAGGAGAAGGAGCUGGCCUUCUUCGAGGGCAAAAAGGAAAAGGAGCUGGCCUUCUUCGAGGGCAAACUGUCCAAGAAGCUGGGCAAAAAGAGCAAGGCCAAGAAGACGACGGCAAAGCCCUGCUACAGUUACCAACCCGCGCCGACCGCCGCCUAUUAUUCCGAGGAGGAGGAGUACGAGGAGUCCGAGGAGGUCACCGAAAAGCCCUGUCCCAAGUGCUACGACAAAGCACCAACCUAUCCAGUUCCAGUGAAAUACGGCGUGGUGGACGAUUCGGCGGAGGGCAUUCGCUACUUUACCUAAAGCCCCCUCCCUACCUAAAGGACCAAGCUAAUUAGCUCGGAUGGAUGGACGGAUAUUUAUUUAUUGCAUUUUUCCUGUCGCUCUCUCUUUUUUACAUAAUUACAUUUUUAAUAAAUAUAAUUAAAAUUCACAUAGCCGAA
Drosophila ficusphila is the source of this 769-nucleotide messenger RNA. RefSeq lists its product as uncharacterized. The record is from RefSeq and is a predicted model, not a curated record. Bases 51 to 629 code for a protein of 192 amino acids. The transcript is spliced from 2 exons. Lineage: Eukaryota; Metazoa; Arthropoda; Insecta; Diptera; Drosophilidae.